Ictalurus punctatus (channel catfish) is the source of this 1069-nucleotide messenger RNA. It is a transcript of the gene il17c, whose product is annotated as interleukin 17c. Gene Ontology annotation, molecular function: cytokine activity. NCBI's taxonomy places the organism in Eukaryota, Metazoa, Chordata, Actinopteri, Siluriformes, Ictaluridae. The transcript has 3 exons. Gene Ontology annotation, cellular component: extracellular region. The record is from RefSeq and is a predicted model, not a curated record. The coding region runs from base 84 to 563 and encodes 159 amino acids.
CCAAAUGAGCCGAUAUAUUGCUCGACUACUUAUAGCUGUGGAUCACUAAGCAAUUUGAUGUGGACUAACAGGCCAAACUAAACAUGUGGUCUUCUCUGAUAGUGGGAGUUUUACUCCUUUUCCUCACGGAUGCUCUGGCAGUACAGAAGCACAAAGGCUGUUUGACUCGAGAUGAACUGGAGAUGCAGGCAAGGAGAUUACAGCGGAGGACGGGCAGACACAAUGAACACAGAGCUGUACAUGCUGUAUCCUCCCCGUCCUGUUCCGAUUUCACACACUGGGUCUUCUCAUCUGAUCUGAAGAACCGGUCGCUGUCUCCUUGGCGAUCAAGAUUUGAGACUGAUCAUCACCUGAUCCCUCCAACAUAUGAAGUGGCCGAGUGUCUGUGUUCCGGCUGCAUAAUUGACGGCUCUGAAAACACAGACUACAACUCCAUCCCUGUGAUGCAGAGCGUCAUGUUCCUGAAAAAGGUCGCGUGUUCCUCUGAUCCGGAUAAAUACUCUUUCGAAGUUGUGUAUAAAACUAUCCCGGUCGCCUGCACAUGCGCUGUGCCCAGACAAUAACCUCUUGUAGAGGCGUUAUCAUUUAACCAAGACAAAAAAUGUAGAGACGUGUCUCAUGUAAGGUUGUGUUUGUUUUAAAAUGCAAAAUUGUUAAGAUUAGUUUUUUUUUUUGUGUGUGUGUAAACAGCACUACGUGCUAUACUUAUGUUCCAUAAACUGUGUUUUUAGCAUAAAUUUACUAUGCAAUCAAAUUUGCAGUUGGGUACAUUGUUGUACAUACACUACUAUAUAUUUUUUCGUCUUAUUUAUGUGAUAAUUUAUUGACUAUUUAUUUAAAUUAUUCAACUUCUGUUUUUGAAGUUUGUUUGAAAGUUUUUAUUUUAUUUGUUAUUUUAUUUGUUAUUUUAUAUUGUUUGUUUAACUAAUAGUCUGCACGUAAUUUUAUUUAAUGUGUAUUAUACCGAUUUGCUAAAUGCUUUUAAAUAUGGUGUAAAUGUAAAUGCUUUUAAACAUGGUGUGACAUUCAAAUAUGUCAUCUAUUAAUCUAAUAAAGUCAUCCAACCUGA